GUGCGCGGCGGGAGCGCGGCCCGGGCGGAGCGCUCGCCAUGGCUGGCGUGGAGCUGUUCUCGCACCCAGCGCUCUACACGCGCUACCGGGCCGGGCUCUGCUCCGCUGCGGCACUGGCGCUGUUGCUCAUCACCGCGCUCACCUAUGUGCCGCCGCUGCUGGUGGCCUACCGGAGCCACGGUUUCUGGCUGAAGCAGAGCACGUACCUGGAGCAGCCCACUGUGCGGUUCCGGUACGAGGUUCUCCUCGUCGCCACCAUCGGGCCCAGCCCGGGCAGCUUCUUGGCGUGGAGCACGUUCCCAGCGUUCAACAGGCUGCAGGAGGACCGGCUCCGAGUCCCGCUCCUGGCGACUAGAGAAGAAGACAAAAAUCAAGAUGGCAAAAUGGAUCAGUUGCAUUUUGAAUUGGAACUUCCACUCCAACCCACAGAGCAUGUAUUUGGCAUUCAGCUGAUUCUACUCUUUUCCUACCAGCUUUAUAGAAUGUCAACAUUUGUGAUGCAGAGCAUGGCUUUUCUUCAGUUUUUUUCUCCUGUGCCCGGGUCUCGGCUCUAUAUGAAUGGAGACCUGAAACUGAACCAGAGGCAAUUACUUAACCAUUGUGGACUGGAUACCAGAUACAAUGUGUCUGUGGUCAAUGGCACAAGUCCUUUUGCAAGUGACUAUGAUCUAACAAACAUCAUUGCAGCAUAUUGGGAUAGAAAUGUGACAACAGUCUUUUCAGAUCCCAGCCCUGUUUGGAUGACAGGAAGAGCAACAGAUACACCAUUUAUCAUUAAUGCCACUAUUCAUUAUCCAGUGGAAGUUAUUUUAUAUCAGCCAGGAUUCUGGGAAAUUAUUAAAUUUGCCUGGAUCCAGUAUGUCAGCAUCCUCCUUAUCUUUCUUUGGGUGUUUGGUAGGAUUAAGAUGUUUUUGUUCCAGAAUCAGGUGUUGACUACAAUUCCAGUAUCAUCAGUUCUGCCAGUGUCUCCAGUACUAUCCUACAAACACCACCAGUCCUGAGGAGAUGCCUGAGAACACUUUAAUGAAAUGCAGUUCAAAAAUAGUCACCUGCUUUUAUUCUCUAUUCACUUUUUACUUUGGAAGAUCAGAAUUUUGUAAGUAUGUUUCAAGUAUGCUCUGUUUGUGCUUUCUUUUUAAAUACAAGUUCAUUCAUCUAAUUUUUCUGGGAACACUGCUUUGGAACUGAAAAUUUUAAUUUUUUUGACAAUUAAGAGUUAAAGAAGAGCUUAGUUAUUUUUUUUUGCAACUGGACCACACUUUAAAAGCCAGUAGGAAGCAAUGAGUCUGCUUUUGCAUUAUCUUAAUUUUGCUACACCUUGAAGACUGAAAAUAAUAUGCUAAAAGUAACAAUAUAAACUGGUUUUACUGUCUUGUGAAUUAAUUCACUUCUGACUUAGAGUUCUGUCCAGAGCUGUUUGUACAUGCAUUUAUGUACACUAUGAAAUGAAACAAAAUAUGAGGAAUGUGAAAAAAUGUAUGGAUGAGUUAAGGUCAGAGACACUCCUGUCACAGUACAGCCACAGUUAUGUGGCUAUACAUGCUCAGCAAUUUAGUUGUUAAAUUGGAUGAUGGAUAAAUUCAA
Molecule: messenger RNA, 1584 nt
Organism: Pseudopipra pipra
Lineage: Eukaryota; Metazoa; Chordata; Aves; Passeriformes; Pipridae
Gene: TMEM231
Product: transmembrane protein 231
Exons: 7
Coding region: 39-1001 (320 amino acids)
Biological process (GO): regulation of protein localization; cilium assembly
Cellular component (GO): ciliary membrane; ciliary transition zone
Source: RefSeq, a predicted model, not a curated record